ACAGUUUGUGAAUCCGAUCUGUUCUAGGCCGUUAUAAAUAUACCACUUCGGCCUCAUUCUCUCCCAAGAUUUCUAGUCAUCUACUCCUAGGUUUGCUUCCUCUUUUCCUUCUUCUUCACAGUUCACAGACCUAGUUUUUUUACAAACAAAAUGGGUGGAAAUUCACCAUGUGCUUCCUGCAAGUUGCUUAGACGCCGAUGCGCCAAGGACUGCGUCUUCGCUCCUUACUUCCCUUCUGAUGACCCCCACAAGUUUGCCAUUGUCCACAAAGUCUUUGGUGCUAGCAAUGUCAGCAAAAUGUUACAGGAGCUACCAGUUCAUCAGAGAGCGGAUGCAGUGAGCAGUUUGAUGAAUGAAGCGAAGGCGAGAGUGAGAGACCCAGUUUACGGAUGUGUGGGAGCCAUAUCCUACCUGCAAAACCAGGUUUCCCAGCUACAAAUGCAGCUUGCAGUGGCUCAAGCAGAGAUAUUAUGCAUCCAGAUGCAGCCUGAACCUGUGAUGCCAACCUCACAGAUGGGCCCAGAUGAUGACAAGUCAUUUCUUCUCCAAAAUAGCCUCUCUCAGCACCUGAAUUAUGGCUCUUCAAGCAAUGCAAUUCAUGAUUCUCUCAAGAGAGAGAGCAUUUUUGGAGACAUGAUUUCUUAAUUAGUAGAAGUUGAUGCUAGCUUUAAUCCCUUAUGCUCACUUUAUGUUCACAGAGUAAUAUAAUUCGAGAGAGGAAGGGUUGUCCUUACUUGAUGUUAGUUGAAGAAUACGCUUUAUAAAUAAAUAACACUGCAACCAACA
Messenger RNA from Populus euphratica (Euphrates poplar), 786 nucleotides. RefSeq names its product LOB domain-containing protein 12-like. The transcript is spliced from 2 exons. The record is from RefSeq and is a predicted model, not a curated record. Lineage: Eukaryota; Viridiplantae; Streptophyta; Magnoliopsida; Malpighiales; Salicaceae. Bases 151 to 645 code for a protein of 164 amino acids.